Messenger RNA from Eupeodes corollae, 1781 nucleotides. RefSeq names its product lipase 3. The transcript has 5 exons. Gene Ontology annotation, biological process: lipid metabolic process. Gene Ontology annotation, molecular function: hydrolase activity, acting on ester bonds. The coding region runs from base 239 to 1411 and encodes 390 amino acids. Lineage: Eukaryota; Metazoa; Arthropoda; Insecta; Diptera; Syrphidae. The record is from RefSeq and is a predicted model, not a curated record.
AUCUACUGCUUCAGAUGAUUGUUGACGGUCAACCCGAAUGGACGGACAAAAGAAUUCGACUUGAUUUGUAUCUCGCAGAUACAUAAGCUCGUACCUUACUUAGCUCUCUGCUUCACUUUCGAUUGAUACGCGCGAGUGAGUGAUUGCGUGUGUGGUGUGUUGUGCGCGCAUAUUCGGAGGUUGUAACUUGUGUAACUUGAUCUUGCAAAUUUUCGAAUUGAUAAGCAUAGAAAAAAAAAUGAAUAAAUUACCAUCAAUAGCCUUGACAUUGAUGCUUUUAAGUGUUUUCAGUUCCUCGAGUGCCAAAGAUCUUGUGUGUCAGAUAAUCGAAUCGAAUCAUUUGCCAUGUGAGAACCACGAAGUUUUAACUCCCGAUGGUUAUAAACUUAGCUUGCAUCGAAUUCCGCCAAAAAAUACCACCAAUAAUUUGAAGCCGUUUGUUUUGAUGCACGGCUUGAUCGGAUCAGCUGCUGAUUUCGUGCUGGCCGGUCGCGAUCGGAGUCUGGGGUGUAUGCUCCAUGAGCGAGGCUAUGAUGUUUGGUUGCCCAAUGCCCGCGGUACAACGUACUCCAAACGGCAUUCCGAAUUCGAUUCGUCUAUGCCCGACUUUUGGAACUUCACCUGGCACGAAAUCGGCUACUACGAUCUUCCGGCGAUCAUCGAUCAUGUCACCGAGCAGACGGGUCACGAAAAGAUGCACUACGUCGCCCAUUCCCAGGGAUCAACCAUCUUCCUGGUGAUGCUGUCCGAACGGCCUGAAUACAAUGACCGCAUCAUAUCAGCAUCCCUUCUGGCUCCGGUGGCUUUUCUCUCCAACCUCAUGAGCCCACCCCUGCGAAUAAUGGCCGCUGAGAGCGAGAAAAUUGAGGCACUCUUAAAUCACCUGGGAUUACAUGAGCUCUUCCCAUCGACCGCUCUAAAUCAACUUGGCGGACAUUUGCUGUGCGGCAAAGGUGUUCCCACACAAAGCUUGUGCAUUUUGGUAAUGUACUUGUCGGUGGGCUUCAGCGAAUUCGAAAUGGAUAGGGCGCUAUUUCCAAAAAUUUUCGAAACAACUCCAGCUGGUAUUUCGAGGAAGCAAUUUCAACACUUCGGACAACUUAUAAAUUCAGGAAAAUUCCAACAAUUCGACUACAAAUCAAAACAGGAGAACUAUCGACGAUACAAACGGAAGACUCCACCAGAAUACAAUUUACGGAAUGUUCGGGUGCCAUUGAAUUUGUUUUAUGGAAACAAAGACUUUUUAAAUGCUAAGCAGGAUGUCAUUCGACUUACACUUCAAUUGAAGAACACGCCUUUCACCCUCACUGAAAUUCGUGGAUUUAAUCAUAUUGAUCUUCUGUAUUCCACAGAGGCUCCUCGAUACAUCUAUAGAAAAAUAAUAAGUGAUACAAAACGUUAUUACAGUUGAUUAAGAUCAACCAGAUGAACGCGAAAUCAACCAUCGAUCGCAUCCAUUAGCAUUAAUUUUCUCUAAAGGACUGAUUUUCAUUGCACGCUACCUGAUAAGAAUUUAGAGCUUCUAUGUAAGAUAAAUAAAUACUAAGAAUGGGAAUUAUGGAAGUUAAAGAAGAUAUAAAAAAAAACAGUAAUAGAAAACUUCAUAAACCAAAGUGCAUGUACUCGUAUUUUGUUUUUUGUUUAAAGUUUUCCCAUUUAAUAAAUAUAAUUUUAUUUUUCGUAUUCAAUAUCGUUUUACAUUUUUAAACCUAGUGAAUAAGGUUUUGUUUUUUUUUUUAAAUUUUAAUUGUUUGUAGAUUACAAUUAGACAUACAUUUAUA